Molecule: messenger RNA, 2514 nt
Organism: Wyeomyia smithii (pitcher-plant mosquito)
Lineage: Eukaryota; Metazoa; Arthropoda; Insecta; Diptera; Culicidae
Product: neural-cadherin-like
Exons: 3
Coding region: 745-2514 (589 amino acids)
Biological process (GO): homophilic cell-cell adhesion
Cellular component (GO): plasma membrane
Molecular function (GO): calcium ion binding
Source: RefSeq, a predicted model, not a curated record
GAGCCUGUAUUCGUGUACACACAAUCCUGGCCGUCUCGUGCCGUGCAAGAGUCAGCUAGCAGGCCAGCCAGUGGGCCGCAGCAGGAGCGAACAGCCAACGAGAGCGACGGUGGCAGGCAAAAAGUUUUCGUAUUAGCUGGAUGUGUGCUGAAAACUGUGGUCGCAGGAUUCGCUGUUUGUUGGACAUUUUCCGGAUUUUCAGCUGAAAUCCGGAUCGAACUUUGUUAAAUAAUUGUGCAAUCGGUGCGCGAUUGAUAGUCGGGUACGGUUUGAGUGUCUUUCGGGUUGUGGUGAACCGUUUAAACUAUUUGUGCAGUGAAUUUAGCAUACCGAUGAAUCGAGUGCAUGAGACAACUAGGCGUAAAUAGAAAAAUUGAUCCCGUUUCGUCGGAUUUGGGUGCAGCCCGUGGCCUAGCCAGUAAUCUGGACUCCAGUGGAAUACUUUCCAACGAUAUUAAUAAAGUAAGCAGAUAGUGGAUAAAGUUUGGAAUUCGAAUAAGGAUUGCUGCAGGUGAUUUCAUCUGCGCCAACAGCGUGAUCAGAACAAGAUGCCUCAACGGUUUAUUAGUAGUGCGUAUUUAGCGAGCAAGAAGAUAAUCGAUUCCCCCUAGUGCGUAAGCGAUUUCAGCUCCAUGUGAGGUGGUGCGAUAUAAGUAAAUGAAGCAUUAGAAUCGAAUACAAGUUUAGUGCGGGUUUCAGUGUAAUUGUAAGUGAAAGUGCGGUUCCGCAGAAGACGCCAGCAAAAUGUGGAACCUCGGAGCUACCGCCGCCGUUGCCGUGCGGGGCCCGAGCAGUUGUCCGAUCAGGGGCAGUAAUUACCGGUCCCCGGGUCACCGUCCGGUAUCAGCAGUGAAACGUAGUCAUCGAUCUAAAUUACUCAGUGUUUCAAUGUUAGCCAUCGUAGUAGUGUUAGUGUUAAAUCUCAAUGUUGUCAUAGUAUCCUGUAAGCACCAUCGCCAUCAUAGCGCUAGCAGCGAAGAGUUCAAGUUCGACUCAGCGAACAGCUUUAUUAGCUUAGUCCUGCCUCACGACACAUAUCCGGGCUACAGCAUUCAGAAGUUUACCGCCAACUUCACCAGUCCAAACUCACCAUUUUCAUCGAUUUCGUCCUAUUCGUCAAAGCCACUCAACUAUCGGCUGCUGGAGACGGAUUACUCUAAGUACUUCACCGUGCUUGAUGAUGGUAUGGUGAUGACCACUUCUGAUCUCUCCCCGCUAGUCAACCGGCCGGUUAAACUGGUCGUCCUGGAGGAGACCCCCAAUUCCACUGCCACACAUCAGCUUCAACUGUACAUCAUGAAUCGCAAGGAUAUGCUGCAUUUUCCCAGUGCCCUCGGUGAAACGGUCGGUGAAGUGAGUGAAAACAAAAAUCCCGGUACGCGAGUUCGUGAACUUCCGCUGUUGCAGGCAAAUUCCGCGCGCGGUGCCAAAUCGGUUAUUUACUCGAUCGUGAACGGUAACGAUGGACACGAGUUCGCACUGGAAAACAGCAGCAAUGGGGAGAUUAAGAACACGGUUCACAUUGAGGACACCAGAAAGCACGGCGUUUGGCUAGUGACGAAUAAACCACUCGAUCGUGAAACGAAGGAUGAAUACACGAUCCUGGUAGAAGCCACUGACACGAAAAGAAUCAACAAAGCGGAAGUGAAACUAAAGGUCAGAGUUCUAGAUGUCAACGAUAAUUCUCCGGUGUUCACUAAACCGGACUACCGCUUUAUGGUGACCGGAGUCAAAAGCACCAACGCCUACGGUAACGAAACCAUCACUUGGGAACGUUUCACCAGCGUUGGUAAGGUCGAGGCAAAAGACGCAGACGGUGACAAAGUGGCCUAUCGUUUGAUGAAUCCCAGCAAUACGGUAGUUAUUGUACCGCAAACUGGUGAGCUGCUGCUAGCCGGAGAGCCGGACUUUUCCGAACUGUUCAUAGACGUGGAAGCUCACGAUAUUCGCACACCAAGUGUUAAAAGUGAAAAACCUGCCCGCGUCCUUAUAGAAUUUGUAGCUCCGGACCCGGUACCGGUGGUCGUUCAGCACCUUAAUCACGAAUAUCAGCACUCGCAUCGGCGUGACAAACGUCGAGUUACGCGAGCUGUCCGACCAACCAAACGGAUCGAAUUUACCGAAGCCGAUGGCGACACCGAAGGCCGUAAUGUUUUUCAGCUGGAGAAGGAAACCGAUCGAGAAACGUUCAAGAUACGGGACGAAAAUCCGUGGGUAACGGUUGAAACCAACGGAGCCGUCCGCGUCAAGAAGAAGUGGGACUACGAAGAACUAGGACCGGAGAAAACGAUCGACUUCUGGGUUAUCAUCACCAAUCAGGGACAUAACGGUCAAUUAUCACAGUCCAAUCAACGCAUUGUAACACCAGCGGAUCAUGAGUUCUUCGCAAAACAAAAAGCACCAACAGCAGCAACAGCAUUCGAUCUUGCAUCCAGCUUCCUCCAGUGGCAAUGUAAGAAAAUCGCACUAUCACAGUCGAUAAGCUCCAGCAGACCAGCCCAGCAAAACUUUUGA